Messenger RNA from Prunus armeniaca (apricot), 969 nucleotides. The record is from the annotation of a GenBank genome assembly. NCBI's taxonomy places the organism in Eukaryota, Viridiplantae, Streptophyta, Magnoliopsida, Rosales, Rosaceae.
AUGGAGGGUGAGAUGUUUUUCAAGGAAGAUAGACGAGGUGGAAUGCCUGUGACAUUUGUGAAUAUGGAUGCUAAGGCUGGAACUAAAUUGAGUGUUGAAGAAAUUUUUAGUGAGGCUGAAAGUGAUAUGGAGAAGGGUUGGUGGAGCUUGUGUUAUGACAAGUUUGAUAAGACACUCUCUGAAUGGGUAGGCAACUUUGAUCCUACAAAGUUCAAUUUGAUAGUUGGAAGUAAUUGUCUAUCUGAUUUCUGGCGUGGUACAAUACGAGAUUUAAUAGAAGCAAUUGCUCAAAUUCACUAUUGUGGGUUUUUUCACGGUUCGUUGAAUCGAUAUGAAAAUUAUGUUGUUGUUGGGGACCAAAUGAAAAUAUAUAACAUCGGUGGUUGUUUGGACGGCUGUAGUAGUGCACAUGCCCGAUAUUCAAAGAAAAUGCAGGAUUUCAUAGACUUCAGGGACACUCUGCAGGAUCUGCUGGCACCUGGUUUUACUAAUUGGCCUGAGCGUGAUACAUUUCUUCAAUGUUUUGACGAUGCUGCAAAAUUUAACUUAAGCUAUAAGGACUAUGUUGAGAAAUUGAAGAACCACCCCUUUUUAUUGACUCCUCGUGGAAGGUUGAAAUAUGUUACAAGUAUUUAUAAUGAUAAUCAUCUAUUUACUAUAAACCAGGAGUUGAACAACGGUGAUGAAUUUCAAGAUUUCUAUGAUUGGUACGAAGACAAAGACAAGGAUAACUGGGCUAAGUUUUUGUGUGAUAUAUUUGAGUCUGAAAUCAGUAACUCAUAUGAUCGUCGCCCGUCGCAGCUUUUAAGGUUCAUGCGAAACAUCUAUGAACAUUAUAGGAAAUAUACUAAGACGAAAACGAUUGAGAAUGUGGACGAAAUUCUUAGGACACACUGGAAGGGUUUUAUUGAUCGGGUUCAUCUGAUCAAUAAGAUUGAAGCUUGUGUGGAUGAGGGAUGUUGUUCGUGA